Messenger RNA from Notodromas monacha, 887 nucleotides. Lineage: Eukaryota; Metazoa; Arthropoda; Ostracoda; Podocopida; Cyprididae. The record is from the annotation of a GenBank genome assembly.
AGGAAUUUGAAUCAAUUCGGUCGCUUGUGACUUCAGUUUUUGUGAAUCUUCCGCAAAGCGUCAUGUCUGACACCGAGGUGCAAGAAUCUCCCAAGAAGCGCGGCCGCAAGCCUGCUGCACCCAAGGCGGAGAAGGCUUUAUCAUCUCGCGAAUUUCAGCCUGCAAAGAAACGUCCAGCGGACGACUCCGAAGAGGAGCACAAGGAGGAUUCUCCUGAACCGGACGCACCGAAGGCGAAGCGAGGACGUGGGCGCCCGAAGGGAGCUGGUGGCGGUUCCACCAAGAAGAAGCCGAAGGCGGCUGGUGGAUCUGGACGCGGUCGUGGACGCCCGAAGAAGAACGCUUCGUAAACCGUCGGUUUGUUUAUAAUUUUUUUUUUUCAAUAUACAACUUGUACAAGUCUCCAAAGCAUAGACGAGAACGCCGCCUGUCAUCCUAAAUUCCCCAUCCCUUCCAUUUUCUCGCACGGUCGUGGACAAGACAAACUUUUUCCCUAGUGGUUAAGUUUUGUUGCGUUUCCCCGCCCCCGAUGAUCUCGCGUUAUUGGCUCUUAACUUCACGGUCGAGUGUGCGGGUUUAUUUUUCCUUCUUGAAGAGAAGAAAAGUACAAGGGUUUUUCUUCCUGUGUUUAGCUCCGAACUGAAGAAGCCACCGACGGUUUUGUCGCGGGUUGCGUUUUGUGUGUAAAAUGGCGGGUGUCGUGAGUGUUUGUUGGUUUUUUUUCGUAUUAGAUAAAAGUAGUUGGUUGACAACAAAAGUUUUCCCCGUCUUGGCCCCCGAAUUUUUUGUACGGCUCUUGAACGAGUGAGACGAAGAAAACUUUUUAUCUUGUGUCGUCGCAGUGUUUUUACGUUGAAUAAAACUUCUCUCCAUGUACUCGAAGAGAA